This is a messenger RNA of Myotis brandtii (Brandt's bat), 2481 nucleotides long. Its product is annotated as cytochrome P450 1B1. The transcript has 2 exons. Gene Ontology annotation, molecular function: iron ion binding; monooxygenase activity; heme binding. The record is from RefSeq and is a predicted model, not a curated record. NCBI's taxonomy places the organism in Eukaryota, Metazoa, Chordata, Mammalia, Chiroptera, Vespertilionidae. The coding region runs from base 6 to 1025 and encodes 339 amino acids.
ACGUCAUGAGCGCCAUGUGCUUCGGCUGUCGCUACGACCACGAGGACGCCGAGUUCCGCGAGCUGCUCAGCCACAACGAGGAGUUCGGGCGCACGGUGGGCGCGGGCAGCCUGGUGGACGUGCUGCCCUGGCUGCUGCGCUUCCCGAACCCGGUGCGCACAACCUUCCAAGAGUUCCAGCAGAUCAACCGCAACUUCAGCAACUUCGUCCUCGACAAGUUCCUGCGGCACCGCGAAAGCUUCCGUCCCGGGGCCGACCCCCGCGACCUGAUGGACGCCUGCAUCCUCUCGGUGGGAAAGGAGGCGGCCGAGGGCUCGGGCGACAGCGCCGCGCGGCUGGACGAAGACUACGUGCCGUCCACUGUCACCGACAUCUUUGGCGCCAGCCAGGACACGCUCUCCACCGCGCUGCAGUGGCUGCUCAUCCUUUUCACCAGGUACCCUGACGUGCAGGCUCGGGUGCAGGCAGAACUGGAUCAAGUCGUGGGUCGAGACCGUCUGCCCUGCCUGGAUGACCAGCCCAAACUGCCCUACAUCAUGGCCUUUCUUUAUGAAGCCAUGCGCUUCUCCAGUUUAGUGCCCAUCACCAUUCCUCACGCCACCACUGCCAACGCCUCUGUCUUGGGCUACCACAUUCCCAAGGACACGGUGGUGUUUGUUAACCAGUGGUCCGUGAAUCAUGACCCCGUGAAGUGGCCUAACCCGGAGGACUUCGAUCCCACCCGGUUCUUGGACCAGGACGGCUUCAUCAACAAGGACCUGGCCAGCAGCGUGAUGAUUUUUUCAGUGGGCAAACGGCGCUGCAUCGGGGAAGAGAUUUCCAAGACACAGCUGUUUCUCUUCACUUCCAUCCUGGCUCACCAGUGCAAUUUCAAGGCCAAUCCCGACGAGCCCGCAAAAAUGGAUUUUAAUUACGGCCUGACCAUUAAACCCAAGUCAUUUAAAAUCAACGUCACUCUCAGAGAGUCCAUGGAGCUCCUCGACAGGGCUGUCCAAACGUUGCAAGCCGAGGGAGACUGCCAGUGAGAAGCCAGAAGCAAGCUGGAAUUUUAGAAGGACUCAAGGUUUGGGGGAUGGGGAGUAAAAUUUUCCAGCUCCUCUGUGCCACUUUCUCAGUUCACCUCUAAAGUGAGCCCAGAUCCACACUGGGCUGUGCAGGAGCUCUGGGAAGAUUUCUUUUCAGUCCAAGAGUGAAGAGGCCCAAAGAAGUUUUAUACAUACAUCGAAUGCUGGUAAUAACUUCUCCAGAGAGCAUUCUUUGGAGAUAAAACACAUUUGGGCACACAUGCAGAACUACCUGAUGAAGAGGUACUUCCAAUGCCAUGCUUUCGUGGGUGGGAUCGCAGGUGGGUGUUCUGUGUGCUGAACAGCAGUAGAAAACCGUAUUGAGCAAAGUUUUAGAAUAUAUUGUUGAAUAUGCAAAGGCACAUAAUUUCAGUGAAAGACAUGUGAUUGAGGGUGAGAGGGAAAAGAUUCAGACCGGAAAGUUCCUUCUCACCUUGUCAAUACAAUAGCUUAGUUAAGCUCUGGUAUCUGUGGAUGGAUUUAUCUUUUGGCCUACUGAUGUGCUUUCUCGUAUUUUUUUGGAUGAUUCAUAAAGUCAUUUGCUGAAAAGGAAAUUAAUAGUAGUUGGUUUAAUGAUUAUAAUGGGUUCAGUGAUUUAUCAUUAAUUAUAAAAUGUAAAUUGUUAAAUUGUAAAACAUUCCAAGUUGUGUUGAUUGCCAAAGUACAGAAUUUCAAUUAUAAGCAACAUCUGCCACCCCCCCCCCCCGAAAAAAAGCAAGAUUUACCAGCCCAGCUAAGCUUUAAAUUAUGUAAUUGCAAUGCACUGAGUUCAAUAAUUAGCAUAGCUUUCAAAAAAUCACCCAAUAGUACUCAAUAUGUAUACAUUUAUAAUUAUUCAUAGGCAAUAUGUAUUAGUUAUUUUAUUAUUAAAUUCUUAGUAUUAUAUUAUUUUGGUCAAGAAAAGGUUGUAUAACAUAUAUCUUUUAUAUUGUCAUAGAAAAUUGAAAAGUAUAACCAAUUCAACUAAUUCUGGCUCAAAUACAUGAAAUGAGUUAGAUUAAGUCAACUACCUAUUUUUGACAUGGAAACCAAGUUGAAGCAGUCUUGUCUUUCAUCCAAAACUCAAAAAUCUAAAAAUUGGGUCUGCAAGAUGUCUUCCUUAUUACUUUACAAUAUAUUUAUUUAAAUUCUAUUCAUAAUACAGAAUCUCUUUUAAAAAUUGAUCAAGUUAAUAUGUUAUAAUUCCCAAACUCUUGGCAUGCUUAAAUUUUAAUUUAAUUUUAAAGGCAUUCUAAUUAUUGAGAACCAGUUGAAGUUACUGGAAAUCUCACCAUUAGCCAUUGGAACGCAGAGAAAUUUCACCUGUGUUUGCUGAUGAACAGCAAACAAUGCAACAAAUUACCUGAAUGUUAUCUUUAUUAAGAAAGAAGAGGGAAAAUUUCCAUUAUAACAGACCUAGUUUUCCUUUUAAAUUAUU